Molecule: messenger RNA, 402 nt
Organism: Ostertagia ostertagi
Lineage: Eukaryota; Metazoa; Nematoda; Chromadorea; Rhabditida; Trichostrongylidae
Source: the annotation of a GenBank genome assembly
AUGGUGGAAACCGAAGCGAAAGUGGACUUUUUGUUCGAAUAUCUGACGGAUUGGAUUGAUGAACGUUUGAGGUGGUCGCCGGAUGAUUACUGUGGAAUCACGCAUCUUUAUGUGGGUCUCGAAGAUGUAUGGAUUCCAGAAGUUUCCAUAGUUGAGGCCCAUUCAUCACAGGACUUCCGCCAAGACUACCAGAAGUUCGUGUGGAUUAACCAUACUGGCGAACUCACAGCGUUUUUCCCUACUUUCACUUCAACGGUAUGCAAGCUUCAGGUACAUGACUUUCCAUUCGAUGAACAGAAUUGUUCCAUCAACUUGAUGCCGCAGUCGUUUUCGCCCUACGAAUUCGGUUAUGUAACAAAAUUCAAUCUGAAUCUCAUGAAUCAACUGGAUAAAUUGGUUUAG